Bolinopsis microptera is the source of this 1910-nucleotide messenger RNA. Its product is annotated as selenocysteine lyase-like. The coding region runs from base 24 to 1157 and encodes 377 amino acids. The record is from RefSeq and is a predicted model, not a curated record. The transcript is spliced from 12 exons. NCBI's taxonomy places the organism in Eukaryota, Metazoa, Ctenophora, Tentaculata, Lobata, Bolinopsidae.
ACCGAUAUUAAGGAAAUACCUCCAUGGUGAAACACAAAGUAUAUGUAGACAACAAUGGUACAACACCCUUGAGUGAGGAAGUUUGUGCAUUGAUAAGCAAGACUCUCAGAUCCGGCUGGGCUAAUCCUAGUUCCCGAAGUGAUGAUGCUGAUGUGGCUGCCCAGCUUAUCAAGGAAUCACGUGAAAGAAUCAGCAAAGUGAUCAAUUGUGGCGAGGACGAAAUUACUUUCAUGUCAGGCGGUACGGAAUGUAACAACAUGGUGUUGAACUCGAUCAGCAAGUUAUACUCCAAACCUCACAUCGUUAUCUCAGCUGUGGAACAUGACUCCAUCAGUGUCUACGCUAGAAACCUCUUCAAACAAGGUCUGAUAACGCUAACAGAAGUAGAGCUGAACAGUAAAGGAGGUCUGGAGGUAGAGGACGUCCUCUCAGCCUGCACCACUCAGACUCGUCUUGUCUCCAUAAUGCUGGCUAACAAUGAGACUGGUGUAAUGUUUGAUGUAGUGGAGAUGGCUGGAAAGGUGAAGAAGGAGUUCCCUGGACUUCUCUUCCACACAGACGCUGCUCAAGCCUUAGGUAAGAUCCCAGUGGAUGUUGCAGAGUUAAGAGUGGACUAUCUGACACUGGUCGGACACAAGUUCUAUGGACCACGUAUUGGAGCGCUGUAUCACCGUCUUACUGCACCAUUACUUCCACUGUUAUACGGGGGUGGACAGGAAUCUGGCAUCAGGCCAGGAACUGAGAAUACACCUAUGAUAGCAGGACUAGGACUCGCUGCUCAGUUGGCAGUACAGGGUCUCUCCCAGAAAAGUCUGCACAUGGAGAAGUGCCGGCGCUACUUGGAGGCAAGACUUGUGGAAACAUUCGGCCAUAAACUCGUCAUAAACUGUAGAGACUCUCUGAGAUUGCCCAACACCUCUAACUUUGCUAUAUUUCUGGAAAAUUGCAGGUCAGUAAACGUGUUGGAAGGAGUCCAGUUCAUUGCAAGUAAGGGAGCAGCAUGUCACAGCCACUCAACUACUAAACCAUCCCAGAUCCUCCUUAACUCAGGGGUCUCGUAUGAAGUAGCUAUGAACUCUAUUCGUGUCAGCCUGGGUGUUCACAACACUGUGGAAGAUGUAGAUUUUAUUAUUGAGGAUCUUAUUAGGUCAGGGUAAUGGCACUGAGGUUGACUUCCCGGGUUUGCCUACGUCAGCUCUACGCACAAAGAAGGUGCCUGUCAAUGUAUUUCACAGAAGCACACGAGUGGGUCAAAGUAGAGGGUAAUAAAUUCAGAAUAGGAAUCACAGACCACGCCCAAGCGGCCCUGGGGGACGUUGUGUUUGUUGAGUUACCAGAACUCGACUCUGAGCUCGACGCCGGAGAGGAAAUAGGUUCGGUGGAAAGUGUUAAGGCUGUAGGAGACGUACACUGUCCAGUGGGGGGCAUUGUUCAGGCAGUUAACGAACAACUAUUAGAUAAACCCGGCAUGAUUAAUUCUUCUCCUGAGGAUGAAGGUUGGAUCGCUGAGCUUGAACUCACAGAUUCGUCUGAAUUGGACGACCUGAUGGAUAGAGACGGUUACGCUGCUUUCCUAGCCGACGGAGCAUAAAGCAUGAAAAUUAGGGAAUUGUAUUCAUUUAAACUGUGACAGUGCAGUGACAUUUCCAGCUGAAUUUUUGUUAGGCCUAGAAAAGCAGUUCGAGAUUUAUAGUGAAGUAAUUUUUAUUGUAUUUAGUUUCAGAUAUUUUCGUUAUCGACUUUCAUACUCAAGUGCCAUACUGUAAUUUUUAUCGAUGAAGGUUAGAAAGCUUUAUUAUAAGCCAUGGAGUAUAGUAUUUAUUUUAUAAAAGUUAAUUUGUAGGUAAUGGUAAUCUCUCUGACUUGAAUAAUAUUCAUUACAAACAUUCAUCCAAAACAUAUUGAUAUGA